Molecule: messenger RNA, 465 nt
Organism: Dentiscutata erythropus
Lineage: Eukaryota; Fungi; Glomeromycota; Glomeromycetes; Diversisporales; Gigasporaceae
Source: the annotation of a GenBank genome assembly
ACAAUCGAAUUCUUUUACGAUCAUAAAGUAGAAGAUUGGAGUCAUGAAUUGUAUGAAGAACUUUUAAAAAACCUUGUUGAUGCCUCCAAAAAUUCUAAAGUGACAAAUGAAAAUUCAGAAUCUUCCUCAUCGGAUAUUUUGGAUUCUACAACCGAUAAUGAUAAUAAAGAUAUUUAUCCUUUAUUUGGAGCACUUGAUAUGAAAGUUUAUAUGUUAAACAUUGUAGCAAAAGAAUUGUAUAUUUUUCAAGAAAUUGCUAAUUUUGUUUUGCCUUCACGUCUCCAAGAAUAUAAUCCUGAUAUUCUUAUUGAUAAAAAUUUUAAUAACUACGAUAUGAUGAUUAACGGACAAUUUAAUUUAUCAAAUUCUCCUCCGCCAGAUGAAACAAAGUUAACAUUUGACUUUGAAAAGUCACCACAAAGGCAAAGGCCCCCUAGACCCUUUGUAAAUACACGUAAAACUUGA